CCAGCGCGAAAGCAACCCGCAUUCCGCCAAGAAAAACGGAACGGCUUCGCCCCACAGGGCCGACCGGAUCCCAAAUCGCCAUGGAUUUCCUCUUCAACUCGCUCGCGGCGCCCGACCCCGCCUCGCCGCCGCCGGAGCCGGACACCGCGGGAUCCGCCUCGCCCUCUCCCGCCGCCCCCUCCGACGCCGGGGGCUGGGGCUUCGGCGGGCUGCUCAAGACGCUCACCUCGCAGUCGGAGACCGUGCUGGAGACCUACCGCCGCGACCUGGCCGAGUUCAGCACGGGCCUGCGCCGCGAGACGGACGCCUUCCGCGAGGCGGCCGCCCAGGCCGCCCGCGACCUCCCGUCCUCCGCGCACGCGCUCGACGGGCUCGCCGACAUCGUCGCGCAGGGCAAGGACGCCCUCGCCCAGGCCACCUCCGCCGCCACUCCCUCCUCCACUCCCGCGCCCACGGACGCCGCCGAAUCCGACCUCAGCUCCGCGUCGGGCCACCUGCGCCACUACAGCCGCUUCGAGGCGCAGCUGCGCGCGCUCCAGUCGGAUCCGGCCACCUUCGGCGCCGAUCCCGACGACGCCGAGGACUUCGCGGCCUGGAGGAGGACCGCCGGGUUCAGCGUCGACGAGCGGCAGGAGGAGAUCGAGGCGCUCUGCUACGAGAGCGACGCCGUGGAGGGCAUGCUGGACCGGCUCGUGCCCGACGCGGUGGAGGGCGAGCUGUUCUGGGCGAGGUACUUCUACCGCGUCCAUAAGCUGAAGCAGCAGGAGGACGCCAGGGCCAAGCUCGUGAAGCGGGUCAUCGCGCAGGAGGAGGAGGAGGAUCUCAGCUGGGAGCUGGAUGAUGAGGCUGAUGAGGAGGAGCCAGAGAUAAAGCAAGCAUCCAUCAACGAAGAACCAAAACACGAACUACAAGAAGCUGAAAACAGAGUCGAUGAAGUGAAACAAGCCGGUGCUCUAGAGAAGGAAACGAGGAACGCUGAUGCGCCGCAGCCGGAAGUUUUCGGCAGCUCUAUGGUGGUAGUGGACAAGGAGGAGAAGGAAGAUGCAUCCAAAUCGAUCGUUGAAGAAUCAAGCGACAAGAAAACUGUUGCCGAGGAACCACGUUCUAGCGCUGGAGAUGACGCGGUGAAGGAAGGGGCGAAGCACGAGACAAGCGACUCGAGCAAGGACAGCGACUACUCCUUGGUGUCUAGACAGCAAACAGCGACCGAGGAUGAUCUUGAAUGGGACGAGAUUGAGGAUCUCGGGGAGCACGAAGAGAAGAAGGGGAGUGCUCAUGGUUCCAGCCCUGCUCCGAAGGAGGAGUUGCGUAAGAGACUCAGUGUUGCAGAAGAUGAUGAGGAUUUGAGUUGGGACAUUGAGGAUGACGAUGACAAGGCCUGAGAAGCCAUCCUGGAUCUACAAUGAGCCGUCUUCUGGGUUUAACCCAGGCCUGCUGGGUCCACCAGUGGCCUUGGUGCUGGCUAUUGCUGCUCUGCUGCUCUGCUCCUCUUCCUUCUGUUUGGUGCGCUGCUACUCUACCGGGGAGCAAUCUUCUCUCUGUCGUUCUUCUUCCCCCAUGCCCUGUUUUCCUCUCUUUUCCUUGCAAUCCUCUUUCUUCUAGUUCCAGAUCAGCUCUGCUUCAGCAAGGGCUCUUCUACAGUGGAAGUGGAGGCCCUGGCCAAAUAUAUGCAAGUGUCACACCUCCACUCCAUGUUCCUUCAGUUUUAUUUUUAGUACUUGGUGUAGUAUACGGGUAUCUGUAGUUAUCUAGUUGCUGGAUUACUAGUCGUGAAUACCCUGUGAGUCAGUAUAGUACCCUAUGGACAUUGGCUCAACUCACUGACCCUCAAUCAGUUCAGGUUGAAUAAUUUUUGCCUCAUCAGUUGGCUGUGAGUAAUUCUAACUUGCAAGCUGUCAAAACCUGAGCUUGUUUAUUGUUCGGUCACAAACUCAAUGCCAAAGACUGGUUCAUCCAAUGUGAUAAUAGUAUAAGUCGCGCAGUUCCUUCCCUAUGAUAUAUCCAUCACAUAUUUACCAGUAGAGAUUUGUAAUGACGGAGCUCCUCUGUGCUAACAUGUAAAGCAGCAAGACACGGCAUCACAUGGCGAAUCAACUACUUGGAUCUCAUGACUUGAUAUCUCAUCCUGGGUGGAGGCAGCACAUGGGCUGGAACCGAGACUAGUUUACUGCUGACCCUGGUUCCGAACUCCUGAGCGAACCUAUCCUCUGCAUACUUGUUACCAGGAACCAUCUCAUGGACUCUGCUAAAGAUAGCAUGCUCUAGGUAUUUUGGUCACUUGUUUUUCAUUAAGCUUCUUAGAGUAUAUUCCCGUUACAAUCUUGCCCUCUUCACAGGGAAAGAUUGUAGAAGGGCAAAGGUAUUGUAUGAAGUUUUAUGACAAGUGACAAACAUACAUAGAGAAACCUGUCAGUGUCCCCUGUAAGGAGCAGAGCAUCCAUGAGAUGGAUCUCCACAGCAAGUAGCCAGAUAUGCAUAGCGU
This is a messenger RNA of Lolium perenne, 2482 nucleotides long. RefSeq lists its product as uncharacterized. The record is from RefSeq and is a predicted model, not a curated record. NCBI's taxonomy places the organism in Eukaryota, Viridiplantae, Streptophyta, Magnoliopsida, Poales, Poaceae. Gene Ontology annotation, cellular component: cytoplasm.